UCGUAAUCCAACUCUCUCCAUUUCAACGGCGACGCCAACCUAAGAUCGCAAUGACCGAAAACGUCCAACCUGGUACCGGCGGAGCUGCCAACGGCGACCGGCAGGCCGCUCUCACGGAGUACAAUAAGCAGCGGCAGAAUCUCAAGGAGCUUCUAGGUAAGCGGAAACAGCAAGAGCGCCAGCUAGCACAACUAGAGCAGAGUAUCGUCGAUCUCGAGGCUAAAUACCUAAGCAACACCCGCUUCGGCAACAUCGUCAAGGGCUUCGAUAACUACAUCAAGGGAACUAGUUCUGCCGCACAGCGCAAGCAAGGAGAGUUGAAGGACGAGGAUUAUAUCUGGUCGCGGUCUUCGAUAUCCUACAAUAGCCUUCACCCCGAUAAUACCGAAGCCCCGUCCGCAACUUCAACACCAGCAGCGCCUACCCCCGUCUCUACGACGUUUGCAAAUAGGGAAAAGGACAGUGGAUCGAACCAGCCGACGCCUACGUCCGCGACUGAGAAGGGCUCUGGAAAGGCUGGUAAGACUGGCAAGAAGAGAACUCAGAAGAAGGAUAAGGAUGCGGAUGUAGAGGACAGCGAGACGGACUCCCGCGAAGCUAAGAAAGUUCGGACACACUUUGGCGCCUCCCGAAAAUGACCACCGCCUCGGCCGUUGCAAGUUUAAUACGUUCAGUGCUGUACAUUAUCUAGUGUACUUUCGGCGUUCACGAGGGAUGGGCAUAAGGCUAGUUUGACGGCGUUGGUUUAAUAGGUAGGAUGUUUAUUGGCAAUGUAGCAAAAGCAUGUUCACGCGCUUUUUUUCUUUCAAGAGAUGGGAUUCACGGUUCGCGCCGUUGUAUAUUUUUCCGUCGAGAUACCCGAUAGUAUCUGGGUUUACGAAUAGUAGAUCAAGGUUGAAUUUACGUCGAGGCAAUAGCAUGGUAUUGAUAUUAGCGUCUCUGAGUAUAGUUGCGAAGAUAUACACUUGUAAAGAUAUACUUGUUUAAACCCAAAGAGAGAAAGAC
This is a messenger RNA of Daldinia vernicosa, 1005 nucleotides long. Its product is annotated as NuA4-domain-containing protein. Gene Ontology annotation, cellular component: NuA4 histone acetyltransferase complex. The transcript has 3 exons. The record is from RefSeq and is a predicted model, not a curated record. Lineage: Eukaryota; Fungi; Ascomycota; Sordariomycetes; Xylariales; Hypoxylaceae. The coding region runs from base 51 to 638 and encodes 195 amino acids.